GUCAUACACUAAUUUUUUCCAGACUACUUUAUGAUCAUGAGGUAUUAACCUAUCUUGAAAAUAAGGCACAGCGAGUUCAAAAGUAAGAGUUGCUUCAAAAGUACGAGAUUUUAAAUCCUAUUUAUACAUGCGCCGUUAAUGUCACCAAAGCUCAAACCCUCGCCCACCUCUCACCUUUUUAACCUGUUCCUUUCCCACUUAUUUUUCUCCAUAAUCUCAAACCCUACUCAAAUCCAUCCCCCCGAACUCAAACCUUUUGUCCCUCAAUCAUGGACUUCAUGAGCAAAAAAGAGAAGGAACAUGGUGGUUGCACCACUCAGUUUUGUUUCUUCUGCGCAAUGAAAGAACCAGAUUCCUUCAAGAGGAGAGCCACUCUAGCAACCUGUUUCAAGCAAAUGCCUCUCAGAGACGACCAAGAAAAUGUUCUGGUGCUGAGCAGCUUAUGGCACAUUGCUAUGACUCACCCUGACGACCAAGAGUUCCCAAACCUCGGCAUCUUUGAGUGCAUGGCAAGACUAAUCCACAAAGGCAUCAAAGAUCAGAGUAGUCGUUGGCUCCAAAAACACCAGAACAUAUACAUCCCUUACUACGCAGCUCACGUCAUCGGAUCUUACACCAUGAACCGAGUCGAGUUCGCAAAAAUAGCUGCCGAGUCGGGAGUGAUUCCGCCGCUGCUCGAGCUUCUGAGAGGGAAGAUGAGUUGGGUCGAGCAGCGGGUGGCUGUUCGAGCCCUCGGGCACCUCGCGAGCUACGAGAAGACUUUCAAGCUCGUUGCGGAUUACGAAGAGGAGAUGGUGAGGUUAGCCAUGGAACUAGCUUCUACAUGUGUUAAUGUGGUGUAUGCUAGCUUUGUGGGAGUGACGGAUAAGAGCAAAAGACUAAAAUACCACUGUGAUUUGGUAACGAGAGGUAUUGGAGGUUUAGAGAUGGAGAACUCCAAGGCUGAGGAAUGGGCUAGUCAACUCCAGUGCUGGUCUCUAUACAUAUUAAAUUGCUUUGCUUGCAAACAAAGGCCUCUGGCUUUGAAACUUAUUUGCAAGCAAGAGUUUUUGAGAGAGUUGUGUGGGAUGUGGGGUGGGUUAUUGGCUAACCAAGCUUCUCCGGCUGGGAUUGGACUCAUUAGAAUUUUGUGUUACAGUAAAUACGGGAGGAGAAAAGUAGCUGAAUCGAAAGAGGUCAUAGAGCGCCUGUGUAAUUUGUCAAGGUCUUCAGAUGAUUGGCAGUACAUGGGAAUUGAUUGCCUUUUGCUUCUUCUCAAAGACGCAGAUACAAGGUACAACGUUAUUGAUAUUUCUGCUUUGUUUCUCAUUGAUUUGGUUGAACUCAGAAGCCUUGGAGAUCAUAGAUCAAACUUAGGGGAAACAAUCGCAAAAACACUUCUUUUCGAUUACAAGCAGAGAAAAUCAAACAAGAACGAAGCUUUAGAAGAGCUAUGGAGUUUAAUAGAGAGGAGUAAGAAAGAAAGAGUCUUGUUGUCCGGAGAAAUAUGGGAAGAAAGAAGGGUUUUGGUGGAUUUGAUAAAACAAGAAGCAAAUCAUCUGUUUUGUGAAGGGGAAGUAGAGGAAGCUCUAAUUAAGUACUCUGAGGCAUUAGCUUUGUGCCCAAUAAGGCUGAGGAAAGAGAGAAUGGUACUCUAUAGCAAUAGAGCUCAGUGUCAAUUGCUGCUUAGGGAUCCAGAUUCCGCCAUUAGAGACACCACCAGAGCUCUUUGCUUGUCAAGUCCAGCAAACUCUCAUGGGAAAAGUCUGUGGAGAAGGUCACAGGCUUAUGACAUGAAAGGGUUGACCAGAGAAAGCUUGAUGGACUGUGUCAUGUUCAUCAAUGGGUGUAUCAAGUCUGAGAAGAGUAGCCAGAGGGUUAAGAUUCCGUACUAUGCAGCACGGAUGAUCAGCAAACAGAUGGACGCUACAUGGAUUUUCGCCACUGCCCGGUCCACCAUGGCUACCAGUCAAGUGAAAAAGGUACAAGAAUCAGAAGGUAAUAAGGGUAACAAUGAAGGUGGCAAUCAUAAUCAGCAAGAAAACCAUGAUGAAAUGAUGAAGAUUCUGAUGGAGAACAAAGGUAAAUGUCUGUCCACUAUUUUAGAAGAGCCUUUAAUGCAUAAUAUGGUAAAGGAAGGAAGUAGCACUGCAUAUUGUAGCAGAAGGAAGCAGGAAAGGACAAGAAGGAUGUAAAGAUGCUUGCGUCAUGUGUGAAGAUAGAUCUAGAUCUACAGCGAACCGAUCGAUGUCCCUAUAAGAAUUGCAGCAGAAGAAGAAAAUGACUCUAUG
Rosa chinensis is the source of this 2270-nucleotide messenger RNA. RefSeq lists its product as uncharacterized. The record is from RefSeq and is a predicted model, not a curated record. Gene Ontology annotation, molecular function: protein binding. The transcript has 3 exons. Bases 270 to 2174 code for a protein of 634 amino acids. Lineage: Eukaryota; Viridiplantae; Streptophyta; Magnoliopsida; Rosales; Rosaceae.